Messenger RNA from Yamadazyma jaroonii, 1284 nucleotides. The record is from the annotation of a GenBank genome assembly. NCBI's taxonomy places the organism in Eukaryota, Fungi, Ascomycota, Pichiomycetes, Serinales, Debaryomycetaceae.
AUGAACGUUAAGCAGGAGGAAAUCGUUAUUGUAGGAGCUGGGACUUUUGGAUUAUCUACAGGCUUAUGGCUCUUGAGAAACGGAUUCAAGAAUGUUACCUUGGUGGAUCCUUAUGAGGUACCUUCAGAGAUCAGUGCAGGUUAUGAUAUAAAUAAGAUAGUGCAAUCUUCAUACCAGGAAGAUCAUUGUUUGACUAAUUCCCUUGCAAUUGAAGCAUUGGAAGGUUGGCAGACUGAUCCAGUGUUCUUUCCUCACUUCCAUGAGACUGGAAUUCUUUAUUCCACUAGCCAAGGAACAGAUAGUUCUGAAUACAAGGAGUUAUUGGAUGUGAAAUCAUAUUGUGAAAAGACUAAUAGAAGAUUCAAAUGUGUAUUAAUGAACAAGUCAGACGAUUUUAAGAAGAUAGUUCCCCAAUUGACUGGACCAUUAAAGAAAUGGAAGGGUUUCUUUCAACCAGCUGAAUGUGGUUGGGCUCAUGCUAGAGACACUUUGGUAUCUGCUGGUAGAGAAAUCUCCAGAUUAGGAGGAAGAUUUGUGGUGGGAGAAGUCAGUGAACUCAUUUAUGGCGAUUCUUCUGUGACCGGGUGUCUUCUCUCCAACGGAGAAAGUAUUCUUGCUGAUAAAAUCAUCAUCAGCGCAGGUGCAUCCUCCGUUAAAUUACUCAAAUUCCAAAACCAGCUUUUGGCCAAAUGUUGGACCGUAGCUCAUAUAAAGCUAUCUAAAGACGAAGCCAAAAAGUUCAAAAAUAUGCCUGUGGUUCUCAACUAUGAACAAGGCUUCUUUUUCGAACCCGAUCCAAUCAAGAAUGAAUUGAAGAUUUGCAACGAGUUUCCGGGGUACACUAAUUACGUAUCCGGAGACGAACCAGAUAAUUCCAUACCCUUAUACAAGUCACAAAUACCUAAGGCAGCAGAACUAGAUAUAAGAAAGCUUCUUAGCGACACUUUACCUGAGUUCAAGGACAGGGAGUUUGUGGAAACGAAGAUCUGUUGGUGUACUGAUACCCCUGAUCGAAACUUCCUUAUAUGCGAGCACCCCGAUUUCAAUUCUUCAUUGAUAUUAGCUACUGGUGAUUCAGGACAUGGUUUCAAACAUAUGCCCAUUAUUGGUAAAUAUAUUGCCAGAUUAGUAACUUACGGUCCUAUUGCUUUAGACGAAGAAAAGAGGAAUAAAUGGAAAUGGAGACCUGAAACUUCGAAAGAUCGUGUGCAAGAUAGAUUUGGAGGGGACGGCCAUGUUGGCGACUUACACGAUAUCUCAAAUUGGGUAUCUAAGGUUUUAUAG